This is a messenger RNA of Didymella exigua CBS 183.55, 1341 nucleotides long. Its product is annotated as nucleoside transporter family. Bases 1 to 1341 code for a protein of 446 amino acids. Gene Ontology annotation, cellular component: fungal-type vacuole membrane; plasma membrane. Gene Ontology annotation, biological process: nucleoside transmembrane transport. The transcript is spliced from 2 exons. Lineage: Eukaryota; Fungi; Ascomycota; Dothideomycetes; Pleosporales; Didymellaceae. Gene Ontology annotation, molecular function: nucleobase transmembrane transporter activity; nicotinamide riboside transmembrane transporter activity. The record is from RefSeq and is a predicted model, not a curated record.
AUGUCGAUGAAGCGCAUGCGCCGCAUCUUCGAGCGCCAGACGGAGCGCGAGGCCUCCUACGAGCCGCUCGAGGGCGGCUCUGAGCGUCCAGAUGGCGAGCACAUUGAGGGGUCGGAGACGGACUUCUCAUGGACUACCUACUCCGUCUUCCUGCUGCUCGGCGUGGCCAUGCUGUGGGCCUGGAACAUGUUCCUCGCUGCCAACCCGUACUUCCAGCGCCGCUUUGCGCCCAACGACAACCUGCUCCGCAAUUUCCAGUCGGCCAUCAUGUCUGUCUCGACGGUGGGCAACCUCGGCUCCAUGGUCGUCUUGACCAAGCUGCAGGCGCGAGCCAACUACCCGCGCCGCAUCGCCGCCUCGCUGGUUCUGAACAUUCUGGUCUUCACGCUGCUGGCGCUGUCGACGAAGCUGUUCUUGGGCGUGGCAGCUGGAGUGUACUUUGCCUUCUUGAUGAUGAUGGUGCUGAGCGCGAGUCUGGCAGCCGGGCUGUGUCAGAACGGUGUCUUCGCAUAUGUCGCUGGCUUUGGCCGCGAGGAGUACACACAGGGCAUCAUGAUGGGCCAGGGCAUUGCUGGAGUGCUGCCCUGCAUUGCCCAGAUCGUCUCGGUCCUCUCGGUGCCGCGCAGGAAGGAGCACGUCGACCAUGGCACGCCGCAGCAGUCCAGCACAUCUGCGUUUGCCUACUUCCUCACAGCCACUGUCAUCUCCGCUGCCGCACUAGUCGCUUUCUUCUACCUCCAGCGACAGCACAGCUCUAGAAUACACCUCGACGAAGUCGACUCUGCGCCCACCGAGCGCAAGAGCGUCCCUCUCACCCGUCUCUUCGAGAAACUCACCUGGCUGGCCAGCGCAGUGUUCCUGACUUUUGUAGUCACCAUGUUCUUCCCCGUCUUCACGCAGAAGAUCCUCAGCGUGCGAGACCCCACCUCAGCCCCUCGCCUCUUCCAACCAGCAACAUUUAUUCCCCUGGGCUUCCUGUUCUGGAACGCUGGCGAUCUGCUUGGCCGCAUGGGGCCUGCUCUACCUGCUCUACGUCUUACAGCCUACCCAAAGGUCCUAUUCCUGCUGUCUGUUGCACGAGCUGCGUUCAUCCCUCUGUAUUUACUCUGCAACGUCAGCGGCAAGGGUGCUGCUGUCAGCUCUGACUUCUUCUACCUCGUGAUUGUGCAGCUGCUGUUCGGCCUGACAAACGGGUAUCUGGGCAGCAGUUGCAUGAUGGGAUUCGUGGAGUGGGUCGACCCCGACGAGGCCGAGCCUGCAGGCGGCUUCAUGUCACUGUGUCUUGUGGGCGGUUUGACAGUGGGGAGUUUCAUGAGCUUCUUCGCCGCCCAGGCCAUAUGA